AUGGAUGCCUUAAUAUCUGCCCUCCUCCUUCUGAAGUCGACGGAGACCGGCACAAGUGACAAAGCAUGCUCGCCUGAGGUCGUGAGCGCUUCCAUCAACUAUAGCACACGAGAUGAGGUAGAGACGUUGACCGUGGACUUUGCAGCCAUGGAUAAACCGGAAUCUCCUGUCAUGCUGGAUACGUCACCGGAGUCCGAAAAGGACGUAAUCAAGGCACCGCGAGACGAGGCCAUUGCAGCGGCAUCGCCGGCUUUGGCUACUCUGAGCGGAAUCCUUCGCAAGAUCGAGUGGAUGGGAGCCUCGGCAUGGUUCGACGAUCAGGUCGAGCAGGCAUCGACCGCCCCUCCGCGGACGAAGCGAGGCAAGCCAAUGAAGCGAGUCUCUACUGCGGUCCUGGACCGCUUGCUUAACGAAGCGAAUGGAACUGGCUUGGAUGCGCCCUCUGAGCGACCCACAGACAGAAAGGACCAACAACGCAAAACCUUCAUCGACAAGUGCAACAAAGGGAAGAGGUUGCGCCAGAUCGUCAAAGUCCUGGGCACAGGUGUUCUCUUCUACCGCCGUAUUUGGGACCUAUUGAAAAUAGCUCAGGACCAGGUAGAAGAUGUGGUCUCCCACCUUUCUACUGACCCCGCGAAAGCUACCACCCUCGCCCUUCUCGGUGAGCAGGUAGAGCUUCUGGUUGGGAACGGGCGGCCGAACACCGCUAAAUUCCUCGACGCGGUUGACGCGAAGUCACUCUUGAAGAAUGGACUGCAUCAGGCCCUCGGCAAGCGAGAGCUCGACCACAAGGAUACUAUUACCUUGUCCGGUAAAUCGAUUCCAGGUGACUCUUUCAACAGGCUGGGCACAGGCGAGUGGUUUGACAUCUGGCUACUGGAGGCCGCUCUUGAAAUCCAGGACCGGCCCGCCUGUGUCAAACUGUUGCCCUGCGUGUCCACGCACGAGCUGGUCGAUGGCAAAGUCAAGCCCAUUAAGGCACCUUUCCGAAGACUAAGGAGCGAAAUUCAGUCUCUCAGCCAGUGGCCUCAGGAUGGAUUUAUCUUUCUGUGCCCCUUAUGCGUCAACGCCAACCACUUUACACUCCUUGAAAUCAACGAAAGAGAAGGCAUGAUAUAUCAUUAUGACUCCCUCUCAAAUCGCUCGGGUAGGUCCGGACUCUCCAGAGGCGACCCAGUUCGAAACGCGGUACAGGAGGAGAUGAAGAGCCUCGGCUUUAAUUAUGAAGAAGCGCCCGCAGCAGCAGGAUUGCUCGAGCUGCGGCCCGAUGGUCUCCUCCAGCGGGUGAGGUUGAAGCGCUGGAUUACAAUUGUGCAGUGA
Messenger RNA from Diaporthe citri, 1320 nucleotides. RefSeq lists its product as uncharacterized. The record is from RefSeq and is a predicted model, not a curated record. Lineage: Eukaryota; Fungi; Ascomycota; Sordariomycetes; Diaporthales; Diaporthaceae. The coding region runs from base 1 to 1320 and encodes 439 amino acids. The transcript has 8 exons.